This is a messenger RNA of Hyla sarda, 2450 nucleotides long. RefSeq names its product cyclin dependent kinase 18 (gene CDK18). Gene Ontology annotation, molecular function: ATP binding; protein kinase activity. Bases 645 to 2057 code for a protein of 470 amino acids. Gene Ontology annotation, cellular component: cytoplasm; nucleus. The transcript is spliced from 16 exons. NCBI's taxonomy places the organism in Eukaryota, Metazoa, Chordata, Amphibia, Anura, Hylidae. The record is from RefSeq and is a predicted model, not a curated record. Gene Ontology annotation, biological process: protein phosphorylation.
GAGGUGCAGUGAAGUGAAGACAUGAGAGUGUCUGGUGUCCUAAGGGAGACCAAGGCCUAACCACACAGCCACGCUUCCAUCAUCAGUGAACCCCCUUCAGAUGAAAGUCAAAGCCUGGUAAGCACAAUUACAGGGGAGAAGUCUAGUCAGCAUAGUCAAGUCUGUCAAUCUAAAGUCAGCGUGGGACUUCAUAAUUGAGUCCAAGUCCACUACAAGCCCCACUGAGCCAGAAAGUCACUGGUCAUCUCCUUGGGCCUAACUGAACUGUAAAGACUUUAACAUCUGUCUGCCUCAGUAAAGCUGCCGUUGUUUUGUAACCUUGAAUUGGCCAAGGUCCCGCUCUAGUUAGCAGACUGAUCUACAAAUCGUGGGAUACGCAUCUGGAUGUGCCAGUAGGAAUGCAUCUCAGAAGGGCAAUGGUGUAGAAUCCUGUGCCAUUCUACAAAAAGUUACCUCAGUAAAAUUGGAAGAUCCUGAACAGUGAGUACUAUUUUGGCGUUGUACUAGAGAAGCUCAAUAUACUUAGAGACAAUUACCUGUGCAGAACAAGUCAAGCUAUCACCAUUGGCACCUACAAGAAGUCAUGGGAUAGAAUCGACCUCUGAGUCAGACACUGAGAAGAAAGGCAAGUCUACCGUGUGAAUAUGAACAAGAUGAAAAAUUUCACGCGACGGUUCUCCCUUUCUGUUCCCCGAACUGAGACAAUAGAAGAAUCUAUCACUGAAUUCACAGAGCAGUACAACCAGAAGAACAGUCGACAUAGUGCAGGUCUUGGACAUUCCCAUCUACAACUGCCUCACUUGAGCCCAGGAAAUCCUGCUCUAUCCCCAUCAGAUGGAGAAGGCUUGUCUCCCACCGAGCUGCGUUACAGGAAUGCAGGACACAGACGUCUGUCCAUGGAUCAUGUGGGUAAACCAUUCUCUCUACCCGUGGGCCUCCCACUACCGCCAGAGCUCCUUGACAAAUUACAAAUAAAUAGUCCAGAAGACUUUCCAAAGCAAGAAAGCCGAAUAUCAAGAAGAGCGUCCUUGUCAGAUAUUGGAUUUGGAAAACUGGAAACAUAUGUGAAGCUGGAUAAACUAGGAGAGGGUACAUAUGCCACUGUGUUCAAGGGACGAAGCAAGCUCACAGAUAAUUUAGUAGCCCUAAAGGAAAUCAGAUUGGAGCACGAAGAAGGGGCACCUUGCACGGCGAUAAGAGAAGUAUCGCUUCUGAAGGACCUGAAACAUGUUAAUAUUGUAACACUACAUGACAUUAUCCACACAGAAUAUUCUCUAACAUUGGUCUUUGAGUACCUAGAUAGUGACCUAAAACAGUACUUGGACAACUGUGGCAAUCUGAUGUGUAUGCACAAUGUCAAGAUUUUCAUGUUUCAGCUACUUCGAGGCCUCUCAUACUGUCAUCGUAAAAAGAUCUUGCACAGAGACCUUAAGCCACAGAAUCUAUUAAUCAAUGAAAAGGGAGAGCUGAAGCUGGCAGACUUUGGUCUUGCUAGAGCAAAAUCUGUACCCACCAAAACCUACUCCAAUGAAGUGGUGACACUAUGGUACCGACCACCAGAUGUUCUGCUGGGAUCUACAGAGUAUGGUACGCCUAUAGACAUGUGGGGAGUGGGUUGCAUUUUGUAUGAAAUGUCCACUGGACGACCCAUGUUUCCUGGUUCUACAGUUAAGGAAGAGCUACAUUUAAUCUUUAGGCUUCUUGGAACCCCCACUGAAGAGAUGUGGCCUGGUAUAUCUUCCAAUAAAGAGUUUAAGGCUUAUAGUUUUCCGCAGUACCGUGCACAACCACUGAAAAGCCACACGCCUCGGUUGGAUUCUGAUGGCAUUGAAUUAUUGUACAGCCUCCUGUUGUAUGAGGACAAGAAGAGGAUAUCAGCAGAUGACGCUCUUCGACACCCCUACUUCAAAUCCUUUGGAGAGAGUGUGCUUACACUGCCAGACAAUAUCUCAAUCUUUACUCUAAAGGAUAUCCAGCUUCAAAAAGACCCUGGCCACCGUGGCUCCAUCUUCCAUCAGACAGGUCGCGGAAAAACCAGACGACAGAGUAUAUUUUAAAGCAACUUUUGCACACUGGGUAACAUCCAUUCUCCACUGCCAGAGACUCCUGCAGUAAUAAAAAGCUAUGAGUAUUAACAUUACCUUACUAGUCUGCAGUGAGCCUUGUGCCAAAUGUACUAUUAUUUGUGUAUCAAUGCUUGGUACAAGGACAUGUGUAAUAGAAGUGAUUACUCUAAUAGAUCCCAUCUGCGCCUUAUUAGCCCCUUUGAUAAGGAAAGAUUAACUGAAAUGUUUAAAAAAAAAAGUCAUGGAUUUGCUUCAUCUUAUCACACAGUCAUUUUAUAUGUCUUGGUUAACCUAUGCUGAAAAGGUGCAGAGAACUCUGAAUUCCAAAUUACAUGGGUAAAAACAUCAGUUCAUACCAAAAUUGUCCCUGCAUGCCAGUGGUUU